GCGCGCGGGGCCUGUCGAGAACGCGCGCGGCCGGGCGCGGCGUGGGUACCCCAGCCGCGGGCGGCCGCCCUGCAACCCCCCGACGCGACCAUGGCGACUGACAUCACUCCUGAAGCCAUUGGCUUCCUGUCUGCCAUUGGGGUCUUUGUUGUCCUUCUGGCUGUCCUUGUCCUCUUCAUCAACAAGAAGCUGUGCUCUGAAAACCUAAGAGGGCAUCCACACCCGGAGCAACGAGGGAAGAGAAAGCACUCGAGAGACAAGACUGGGGGCCCCACAGGAGCUGCUGAGAAGUGUUGAAAGUGAAAUGGUCCCAGCCAUUAAGAGACCACCCUGUCAAACACGCUUGCUCUGUUCCCUGCAAAGACCUCCUCCAUAGACCUUGGUGCGAGAACCAGCAUGCAGCCUGGUUUUACUUACUGCCAACGGUGCUCCCGUACUGCACAUGUUUUCUUUAUGUAUAUAUUAAUAAAGUUUUGCCUGUUAUAAAAAAGAGACCUCCAGUUAAAUUUCUCAUCGUGCUUGUUCUAUAUUUCACAUAAGUUCAGAGUUCAGGAGGAACCAAACAAGUGGACUCUGCAGACACGAGGUAUUUGAUCAUGGUGUUGACCAUGGCAUCUCAGGAUGUCCAGAACUUCUUCCAGCCUUUGUCUUCCUGGCUCUCCCGAGUUUAUGAAGCUCUCCAGCAAGCCGGGGAUGCAUUAUCUGCUUCAUUGGUCCUUCUUAGCAAACACGAUUCGGCAUUGAGCGAUAAGCCAGAGCAGGACUUAGAUGCUACCCAGAUUCAGGAAACCUACUUGGAAGAUGAAGAACAGGAUGACGAUGGGAGUCCAGAGGAGGCAAGCUCCCUGUUUCUUGAAGAGGACCAUUUCUCAUGCUCUAAUAGUGAUCUGCAGGACUCCGUUCAAACGGCAAGCCCCACGCUUGGUCAGCAAGCCAAAGACUCAAGCUCUGUAAUACCCCCGUGGCCCAGUAAGAUCCCGAAGCCCCAGCCUGUGCUUUCUUCGAUCGCUGAGGAAGACCAUCACUCUAAGAGGCAGAGAUGUGGCCGUCAGCAUGGCUCUGACACCCAGCUCCCUGGCACUUUAGAAAAGGUUAAUGGAACAAAGCAAGUUAACAGCUUUGGGGAUGAUGAAGAGCCAUCCACAUCUUCUGAGAGUGAUGAAGAUGUGACUAAGCAAUUCAAGAUCUCAGUGUCCCGAUCCCAGAGUUUUCGUACAGGAGCAUCUGAGAAGGGAAAGACAACAGAGUUGGAGCAGAAAACAAAAUGCAAACGUUUGCUGUGUACCCACCAAGAAGACAGUGUUGAAGGGUCUGCUUGUGAAGAUUUGGAUCGAACCAGCCAACUCAGUUAUUCUGAGAUUCUGUCUUAUGAAGACCGCCCCAUUUCCAUUCUCCCACAAUCCCCCUGGGAGAGCAGGAACAUCAGGCACCAUGGCCCUUGCCGUCCGGAGAUGGGCAUGGUCAGAAGCCUCGGUCGUCCUUGUGCAGAUGGCAUUCUGGAGACGGAGACAGCUUUUGUGAGUCGGGGCUUUGAAGAUUCCUAUGCCACCCACAGCUCCUCUCUGUGGAGUCCAGAGGAGCAGGAUGGCACCAGUCUGCAGGUACCACCCAGGCUUUUGGAGCCUAUCUCAAAAUGUGGUGACCUCGAUGUCAUCUUUGAAUAUAGAGCUGUAACCCAGAAACUCACUGUGACCAUUGUGAGAGCACAGGGUCUCCCAGAUAAGGACCGAAGUGGUGUCAACUCCUGGCAAGUUCACAUAGUGCUGCUGCCCAGCAAGAAACAGAGGGGUAAGACGAACAUACAGAGAGGGCCCAACCCUGUCUUCAAGGAAAAGGUCACCUUCACCAAGCUGGAGCCCAGAGAUGUGGCUUCCUGUGCUGUCCGCUUCCGCCUGUAUGCUGCCCGUAAGAUGACCCGGGAGAGAAUGAUGGGAGAGAAGCUGUUCUGUCUCAGCCACUUGCACCCAGAAGGGGAAAUGAAAGUGACUCUGGUUCUGGAGCCAAGAAGUAAUCUGAGCAGUGGAGAGUCUCCGCUCAGCCCAUCUGUGGUGUCUCACAGUGACAGUGCUUCAUCCACGCAGUCACUGUCUCAUGGAGGGGUGCCAGAGCUGCUGGUGGGACUGUCCUACAAUGCCACAACAGGGCGAUUAUCUGUGGAAAUGAUCAAAGGCAGCCAUUUCCGCAACCUCGCUGCUAACCGGGCUCCUGAUACAUAUGGAAAACUCUUCCUCCUCAACUGUGUGGGGCAAGAGAUGUCCCGCUGCAAGACGUCCAUUCGGCGUGGCCAACCCAAUCCUGUCUAUAAAGAGACCUUUGUCUUCCAGGUGGCCCUCUUCCAGCUCUCGGACGUCACCUUGAUGAUUUCCAUUUACAGCAGGCGCACUAUGAAGCGUAAAGAGAUGAUUGGCUGGGUCGCUCUGGGCCAGAACAGCAGUGGGGAGGAGGAGCAGGAACACUGGGAGGAAAUGAAGGAAUGCAAGGGCCAGCAGACCUGCCGGUGGCAUACACUGUUGGAAUCCUAGGUUUACCAACAGCAUUCGUGUUAUGUCAGCCUUGAUUAUCUGACAUGAGUCAGAUCAUUGGGGGCGGAAGAGCUUUCAAACGGAGAAUUGUACUAAACUUAGGUCAUUCUGUGGCUUGGGACAGUUUCAACGGUUUGAUUUGAGUUUAAAUGUUGUCAUGAAAGGAAGCCUACAUACGCAGUAUGGGCAAUGGUAUCUGGUUGAGACCAGUGGUUAUGUCACAAUCUGUGCUGAUGGAUGAUUGUGUUUUGGUUCGCACUAUGUGGUGCGGCUUCCUCCUGCUGUCUCUCUUUGCUGGGAGAAUAGCCUGAGAUUUCAAAGGAGCUAUAAACGUUACUGUUUUCCAUCACUGAGGUGUAUGAAUCAGACUCUUCUCAGUGUUCAAAAUUCCAAAACAGACAUGAAUCAGAUCCUGAGUGCCAAGGAAGGAUGUAACCAAUCCACAAUCCUCUGCCACCCCUAUUCUCUUUAUGAAAAAAAAAAAAAGAGCCCUAUUUACUUAAGAGGUAAUUGUUAUAAACUUGUGGUGUAAAAUAAAUUUGUAUUCAUGAAAAGUCUCUUUUUAUCUCAAUUAGAUAUCAUGGUUUCUAAAAGAAUUGGGUUAGACGAAUCAUAUGGAAGCUGUAAAACAGUUAAAAACUGACUAUUAGCUGACCUGUCUCUUUUUGAAUAUUUAAGAUUUCCAAAAAUCACGGAUUUUGUGCUUUCUUACCGAAUCGGCACCCAAAGAAGAGGAAAACCUAGAAGAUAAUUUAAGUCUUGGCUUUCUCGAUGUUUCUGAAUUUGUCAUUCAUUUGGAUUAUACCUUUUCUAUAGAUAAUUGUACUAACUCUCACAUGUAUUUUUUGUAUGUAUUUCUGCAUGCCAAUCACAUUCACAUUCAUCUUUAUGCUAUGUACCUUGCCAGUAGAAUAUAGAAAGAUGCCUACAGUGGAUCUCAAUAAAUCCUAAUUUGAUUGACUUAAA
Molecule: messenger RNA, 3488 nt
Organism: Mus caroli (Ryukyu mouse)
Lineage: Eukaryota; Metazoa; Chordata; Mammalia; Rodentia; Muridae
Source: RefSeq, a predicted model, not a curated record